Aspergillus melleus is the source of this 1239-nucleotide messenger RNA. RefSeq names its product Gfo/Idh/MocA family protein. Gene Ontology annotation, molecular function: oxidoreductase activity; nucleotide binding. The coding region runs from base 1 to 1239 and encodes 412 amino acids. The record is from RefSeq and is a predicted model, not a curated record. Lineage: Eukaryota; Fungi; Ascomycota; Eurotiomycetes; Eurotiales; Aspergillaceae. Gene Ontology annotation, cellular component: cytoplasm. Gene Ontology annotation, biological process: NADPH regeneration. The transcript has 5 exons.
AUGGCUCCCAGUGUGUUGAUGGUUGGUACCGGCGAGUACACCACCGGCUACGUGGGCGGUGCUGCCUCCGGCUCCGACAAGAAAGUCGGCGUGGUCGGUUUGACGCUGUUUGACCUGCGACGACGAGGCAAGGUCGGCAAGCUGAGCAUGGUCGGAGUGUCGGGCUCCAAGUUCCCUGGCAUUCGCGACCACCUGAACAAGAACAUCUCGCAGGUCUACAACGGCCUGGACACCUCGUUCGACUCCUAUCCCGCCGACAACCAGACCGACCCCGAUGCCUACAAGGCCGCCAUUGACGCCCUGGAGCCUGGUUCGGCCAUCACCAUCUUCACCCCCGACCCCACCCAUUUCCCCAUCGCCCUGUACGCCAUCCAGCGCAAGAUCCACGUGCUCAUCACCAAGCCCGCUACCCAGUUGCUCGCAGACCACCUGACGCUGCUGGAGGAGGCGCGCAAGCACGGCGUCUUCGUCUUCAUCGAGCACCACAAGCGAUUCGACCCGGCCUACGCCGACGCGCGCGCCAAGGCCCAGAACCUGGGCGACUUCAACUACUUCUACAGUUACAUGAGCCAGCCUAAGAGUCAGCUGGAAACGUUCAAGGCCUGGGCCGGCAAGGACAGCGAUAUCUCGUACUACCUCAACUCGCACCACAUUGACAUCAACGAGAGCAUGGUGCCCGACUACACUCCCGUCAAGGUCACCGCGUCGGCGUCCAAGGGCACCGCCGUCGAGCUGGGCUGCGUUCCGGAGACCGAGGAUACUAUCACUUUGCUCGUGGACUGGAGACACAAGGCCGACUCGUCUAAGAAUGCCAUGGGUGUCUACACGGCUAGCUGGACGGCGCCUCAGAAGGCCGGCGUGCACUCGAACCAGUACUUCCACUACAUGGGCUCCAAGGGCGAGGUGCGCAUCAACCAAGCCAAGCGCGGUUACGAUGUCACCGGUGAUGAGUCCGGACUGAGCUGGUUGAACCCAUUCUACAUGCGCUACGCCCCCGACGACGAAGGCAACUUCGCCGGCCAGACCGGCUACGGCUACAUCAGUUUCGAGAAGUUCAUCGACGCCGUGACGGCGGUCAACGAGGGCCGGGUGACGCUGGACCAGCUGGACGCGCGCCCUCUACCGACGCUGAAGAACACGAUCGCCACGACUGCCAUCCUGCAGGCGGGACGGGUGUCGCUGGAUGAGAAGCGUUCAGUGGAGAUUGUCUCGGAGAACGGCCAGUGGGCUUUGAAAUAG